UCAAGAUCUCCCCAGUCUUAAAAUGUAAAAAUGUCUGAAGGGUGAGUGAGUUUUUUAUUGUAAAUUCAGUAAAGGUAACAAAAUCCAUAGGCAAGUGAGUCAUUUUAGAUAAAAAAAAAAAACACGUGUAAUUAUUACACUAAUUUCGGUGGUUGUAUGUAAAUACUGUGAGAUAUCGUUUACUGUAUCACAGAAUUACGAAUUACAUAAAAAUAUUGUUUUAUACGAAGAAAAUAUAAUUAAAUUUAGAUAUUUUAAAGAACUAUUUUUCCUGAUUAUGACACAAUAGUUGUGUGGUUCACUAACAGUCGAAAGAAAUACGUUGGAUGGCGUAAUCAGAUUGAUUUCGAUCAAGCAACUGAACAAACUGCUUAAGUAAAUCGUAAAAAAUAUCCAAAAGUUUCUGAGAAAUCUUCAAAAUAAAAGAAAAAAAUGCUUCAGACACUCGUUGAAAGUGUUUCAGUUCUAAUAAAUUUCAUCAUGUCACUAGUUUAUGGAUCUUCUGACAAAGAAAGUGGUGCACUCGAUCAAAUACUGGAUAGAGAUGAAUUAGAAACAUUUGAAAGUAAUAAAAACCGACUGAAGAAACUUUACCAAACAGAAUACAGUUAUAUGAGGUCUCUCUUAUGGAAGUAUAAAAGAAGAGAUUUUCCUCUAAAGCAUUAUUACGUUAAUUUAAAAUUGCAGGAAACAGAUAAUUUUGGUGUUAGUUCAAUUGGUGACAUUCUUGAUAUUAGGGACAUAUUUAGGGAAGUGGAUGAUGGACAUACGAACAUUCUUGUAUGUGGGGAUCCUGGUUAUGGCAAAACUACAUUGUGCAAGAAGAUUGCGUACGAUUGGGCUGUCGAUGAUCCCUCAAACAAUUACUUAAGUCGUUUCGACAUUGUUGCAGUCUUAACAUUAACGGAACUUGAAAGUAAUAAGAAAUUGGAAGAUGCUGUUUUAGAAGAUGUGUUUGAAACUUCAGAACCAGAAAUAAAGAAAAAAUUACGGAGAGCAAAUUUAAAUGUGUUAAUUAUUUUAGAUGAAUACGAUGAUGUUAAUAGAUUUGAUAGAACCAAAAAUUUCUUAAGAAAGGGUUCCUUUGGUAUUUUUCGAAAAUUGACAAUUAUUGUGACGAGUCGUCCUCAUUUUGCCGAAAGAAUAAGAGAAUACAUGAAUUUUCGAUUUGAUCUUCAAGAAUUUUCACCCGAACAGAAGGAAGAAUACGCGAAGUUGGUGUUCAAACAAGAUGUCAAUAAAACACAAACACUCAUCGAAGUAUUACAAAGCGAAUUUUAUUUCUCGUUGGCAAAAAUUCCGUUAUUCUUGCACCUGUUUUGUUGUUUUCAUAGCAAUAGUACAUUAGGAGAUAUACGAAGAUACAAGACAAAUAUGUAUAUUCAUAUAAUGCAAUUGAUUACAAACAGAUCAAAAAGAAAACUUCAGUCAAAUGUCAAUAUGCCGUUAGGAAAUUAUUUUGCUUUGGAAGAAAUUUUAGUUAGGUUAGGAAAGUUAAUUUACGAAAAAAAUACCAGUGAAAAAGUGCUGUUCUAUCCCUUUGAUAAAAAUCUAAAAAUUACAAUCGACGAAUUAAAUGAAUGUGUCGGUGACCGUAAUAAGACUUUUUGUAAAGGUUUGGAUUUUCUUUCUCACGGCUUUGACAAUCAGAAUAAGUUUUUAUUCGAUUGCGUGCACGAGAGCAUCAAAGAAUAUCUCGUCGCCCUGUAUUUGUAUAAGAACCCUGAAGUACCUUUCCUGAAUAUCACAAGCGAUUCUACUGUACCAUGUAUUACAGAGUUUACAACUCAUCACAAUUUUAUUACGUUUUAUUUUGGUUUAUUUAAAAACGAAAAAAUUCCAAAAUCUUGCUUGAAUAAUUUAGAAAAAGGUGUGUUUUCGUUAGACAUUUCGAUAAGGAUAUACAACGAAAUCGUCAGUGAAGAAGACAAGGAAAUAUUUUCGAACACGGUUAAAAUCUACGAAAACUUUUGUAAUUCAUUUAUCAACUAUCCUGUUUGGAGUAUUCCCCCAGAUUUUUCUCAAAUAUACAUAAUUGUGGACAUUUACGAGUCUACAAACGUUACAAUUGAAAAGCUGAACAAACUUCACAAGAGAGUUCACCUUUCCUGUCAAGUGGAAAUUUUUAUAUUUUUGAAAAUUGGAAAAAAGUUCCUUCAACUGAAUGAUGUCAGAGCAAUGAAAAAUGAUUGGAAAAAGUUGGAGAACAUUCGGAAUAUAUUGAGUAAAAGCACGUGGAACAAAUUUAAUAUAUAUUUAUGUGGAAUAUUUCAGGCUCCUUUUUUUAUUGGAUGUGAGAUUGAAGAGAAAAAUCGACUGAUUAUAUAUCCUGCAUAUUUGUUUAAAGCUUUCAGUUGUGUCGAAAAACCUGCACAAAAAUUGUUUGAUGAUUCAAAUCAAUUAUCUUACGAGUUGGUUAGGUUGAAAUUUACUACAGAAGAUGACAACGAACACAAUUGCUUACUUUUAAAGAAGGAUCUGUUUGAAAGUAUAGAGCCCUAUAUAAAAUUAUUUCCGAAUUUAUAACUGCAUACAUUGGAAAAUAAUGAUACUAAAUGAGCCUUUCAAUGCAUUUGUCUGCAGUGUAAUAAACGUAAUGAGAAAUACAAGUUGCAUUAUAUAAAUGAUCUAUCGGCCAAUAAAAUGUUAUUAAUUGAUAUCUAUUAUAAAAGUACAAUUGAUAUGUAACUUUAUUGUGUGACGACAUAAAAGUCAGCAAUAUUUUACCAAAUUACAUUUAUAUAUAGAUUAGUGAUGUAGGUACGUACGUUCAAAAAUAUUCGGUAUCUUAGUUGCUUGUUAGGAGAUUGCAGGCAUUAAGUAGAAUAUUUUUUAAUGUAAAGAAAUACACUUACAACUUUAUAAUUAAAACUAAUAUUUUUAUGCUUAUGUUUUCCUAUAAAGUAUUAAUUUCGGUGAACUCCGGAUGAUUUAAAUGCAAGAGGGCCUUGGUAUAUGUU
Messenger RNA from Centruroides sculpturatus (bark scorpion), 2960 nucleotides. RefSeq lists its product as uncharacterized. Bases 433 to 2526 code for a protein of 697 amino acids. Gene Ontology annotation, molecular function: ATP hydrolysis activity. The record is from RefSeq and is a predicted model, not a curated record. Lineage: Eukaryota; Metazoa; Arthropoda; Arachnida; Scorpiones; Buthidae. The transcript is spliced from 4 exons.